AUGAGAAGGGAACAGGCGGCCUCCGGCGCGGCUGUGCGCGACGUGCAGCGUCCGUCACUCGCACCGCCUGCCACCAGCCGGGCACAGCCACCGCGUGGGAAACGCCGCGGCGCAGCGGAGCUGGCAGCGCCUCCCGGCGCGCUCCCAACUGUCUUUGGCUACGCGGUUGUGUGUGAGCUGAAUGUACAAAACUCCGAGGGAGGGCAGACAAAUGGGGAGGACGAGGCGGGAACGCGCUCGGAGCUGUUCCGGGAGAGUGCCCGGGAUCCGUUGGGGUCAGCAGAGGCAUCUCUUAUUAGCACAUUUCACAUACGGGAUUGCAAAACAGAGCAGAUUUUCACCCAUUUCAGCUACACAGCGCGUGAGAAACUCCUUUCUCUUGCAGGAGUAAAGUGCAAAUGCUCAAGAAAAGGUCCUAAAAUCAGAUUUUCUAACGUGCGGAAGCUGGAGGUAAAGCCCCGCUACCCGUUCUGCGUGGAAGAGAUGAUCAUCGUGACGCUGUGGACGCGGGUGCGCGGCGAGCAGCAGCACUGCCUCAACCCCAAGCGCCAGAGCACCGUGCGGCUGCUCAAGUGGUACCGAGUGUGGAAGGAGAAGGGCAGGGUUUACGAAGAGUAGAAGGAAACGUCGCGGGAACGGACCAGCCUCCCGGCUCACGUAGGACUGGGCUCCGCAGAAGACAAUUUCUCUCACAGACAUAAGACACAAAUUCUAUAUUAUUAUAAAGCACUUUUUACCAAGGGUCAGUUUUUACAUUUUAUAGCCACGUGCAAAAGGCUUCCAGAUUUCACAAGCAUCUCUUGCACUUCCAGUUUCACACCCGUCUGCUUUGUACCGAGACCGGGAAAACUCAUGCUUUUCAUUUUAAAGAGGUCUCCUUUUUUUUUACUGUUAUUCAUUCAUACUUCACUAUGAUUGCAAUCGAGCUUUAUAAGCUCAUUAGACCAACACGGCUGCUUGUAGGUGUUAGACGGUCGCGUUCGUCCCCG
Tinamus guttatus (white-throated tinamou) is the source of this 989-nucleotide messenger RNA. The record is from RefSeq and is a predicted model, not a curated record. NCBI's taxonomy places the organism in Eukaryota, Metazoa, Chordata, Aves, Tinamiformes, Tinamidae.